CUUUCCAAACAGCCUUUGAGUAUGGACUGGAUCAAAGAACUACAGGACAAAGAAUGGCUUUUGCUACACAAGUCUAGCGUAUGCUUAUGGAAAAGACAGUGCUGGGACAGAAGACAACUGGAAGGGCUGGAAGGCAGUUGAAGUCCUCUGUCCGUUCCCCACUGAACCAUUGCUAUGUUUGGAGAGUCAAGCUCACGUGAAGCUGUCUGCAGAGCACCCUCCAUGCAGAGGUCUUGGUACAGGACGAGAUGGCUGAAUCUGAUGGAUGCACAGGUCUAAAAUGGAAUUCACCUGCACCAAAGCUAAGUUCAUAGCCAGAAAGCAUUAGAUACACGUUAAACUCCUCCAGAUGUGAGUGCCUAAGAGCUAUUCGUGUGAGGCCACAGUCAUCGGGUGGAAAUCUGCAUGGGGUGGAGAGGUGGCUGCACCGUGUGGAAAUCCCAGCACAGACAGGAGGGAUGCAGAGAGCUGGGUAGCACGAACACUGAAAGGACAGGAGAAUCUGAUGCAGUGAAACAUCCUGUUUAUUUGAUGGCAGGAAUGAGGAAGGUGCUCUCUGCAAAGGAGAACAGUGGGUACUUUGUCGGCUACCACCACUCAAGUGAAAUCCAGGUCAUGGUCAUGUUGAUUUCAGACCUUUUUAUUAGUCACUGCAUUCUGUAUUUCAUGCAUGCAUUAUUUCCAUUGUGUCUUUUUCACUUACUGUGGUAUGUAUGAAGCAGCAGACAGAGAUUUGUGUGUAUAGAACAAUGCAAAAGCAUUAUGGUGAAAUAACAGUGAAAUAGUACUAACAUAAUAUUGCUUCAAUAAAUUGUGAGAAGUAAGUAAUGCCAAUAAAAGAGCCUUUGUAUCAGUAUAACAUCAACGCUAGGGAGUGUAUUAAUCUCACAGUAACUAUUAAGAAAUAGAGCAAUGCAGAAACUAUACAAAGGAACCGUUACUGAAAGAAUGAGAUACCAGCUGUUGUGAAACCUGUGGAAAGUAUUUUGAACCAAAUAACUAUUAAAGACCCCUUCCACACAACCUUCCCUACCGAACAUAUGCAAGUAAAGCAGAGGUCCAGCACUUUCCCCAGCCUUUCUUUUCAUACUACAUGCAGGCUGCUUUAGAAUAAUACGCUCAGCUUCAGAAUGCUGUUAGACUUUUUUCAAAUGUUUUAUUCAUGUGUCACUUGACUGUUCAUUUGCUAAGGGUUUACAAAUGCUUCAUCAAUUAUUAACAGUCCUGAUACCUACUUGUUAUUUUGUUGUUGUUGCUUUUUUUUUUUUUUAAGGAGGUGUUGGGGGGAAGAGAACACUACAAAAUUAAGAAAACAGAAUAAAAUAGGAAUUAAAUAAUUUACAUCUACUUACUGCAUAUAUCCAACUUAAUUUUUAAAGGAAAACAGUUAUACUCGAGAAAAUUGAAUUAAGUGUUUCCAGUUUUUCCCAAGAAGCACAGAACACCUAUGUUCUCUCCUGGUGCAUGCAGUAUGCUAAAGAGAUCACUUUGUACGCUCUCAAGAAAGAGAAUACGCAGAAGACUGUUUGAAAACAAUCCAAUGAAUGAAGAUCACAUCACCUUAGUAAAAAAGUGAAGAGAAGAUGUGCUCUUGCAUCUGAAGAGAUGUGUAUCGUAGUGCCUAAAAAAGGACAAGGGAUUUUGCUGCCCACGGACUUUGGCUUCCCUAAAUCACCUUCCCUCUUUCCCUGAGUACUUGGAUCCAAGGAGCUGGCUGACCACGAGGAGCACUCAUGCCAAGGCAGAUGUGUGGCACUGCUGAUCGUGCCAGGAGUCUGGGGCUGUUUGUUAAUCGACGGCAACCAAUUAUUAUACCAGGAGAGCCUGGAGUUAGUAUUUUUGGUUUCAAAGCUUCACUUUAUUUGAGACUCUAUAAAUAAAAUUCUCAUGAAGUAUUUAUACACCCUAACCGAGCUCAGAGGAAGGAACAGAAGUAAUGGAUGAUUUCAAAUGGCAAGGAGGCUGAAUGCUGGCACAACAGAUAGUACCGUGUGAUCCUGAUGAGGUACCUGAUAGUGAAGACAAAGUAAAAACAACCUUGAUUUCUGCAUGCGUGUUAUUGCAGGCCUUCUGAGCAAGCAGUGGCUGAACUAAAACUGCAUUUCACAGUAAGACAAAGCAAGAAAUGGAAUGCACGUUCAUCCGCUCCAUGUGUCGUCUUGUCUGAAAGCCUCUUGGUCAACUAAAGCAGUAAGCAUGAUCAAGGAAUUGUCUACUUCAGCUGUUUGAGUGCGGCAGCGUAAUGAAAACUCGAAGCAUGAAGGCUGGAGACUGAAGGAAAAACUUCCUGGAAAUGAUAACAGUGAAGCCCUUCCAGAGUCUAUCCCAUCUGCUCCUGGAACUCUGCCUCAUUUUAUGGAGGAACCAGAUGAUGCCUACAUUAUAAAAAGCAACCCCAUUGUCUUACGCUGUAAAGCUAUGCCAGCUAUGCAGAUUUUCUUCAAGUGCAAUGGUGAAUGGGUCCAUCAAAAUGAGCACGUGUCGGAGGAAAGCAUGGAUGAGACCACAGGCUUGAAAAUUCGAGAGGUGUUCAUCAACGUGACGAGACAGCAGGUGGAGGACUUCCAUGGGCCAGAAGAUUACUGGUGUCAGUGUGUUGCAUGGAGCCACCUAGGGACCUCAAAGAGUAGGAAGGCAUCUGUCCGCAUAGCCUAUUUACGGAAAAACUUUGAGCAAGACCCGCAAGGGAAGGAGGUUCCUAUCGAAGGGAUGAUCGUUCUCCACUGCCGGCCACCUGAGGGAGUCCCCGCAGCUGAGGUGGAGUGGCUGAAGAAUGAAGAGCCCAUUGAUUCCAACCUGGAUGAGAACAUUGACACCAGAGCAGACCACAACCUGAUCAUUCGACAGGCACGUCUGUCUGACUCUGGGAACUAUACCUGCAUGGCUGCCAACAUUGUUGCCAAGAGAAGGAGCAUGUCUGCGACAGUUGUGGUUUAUGUUAACGGAGGCUGGUCGUCGUGGACUGAGUGGUCAAACUGUAAUGCGCGGUGUGGUCGGGGCUGGCAGAAGCGAUCACGGACCUGUACUAACCCUGCUCCACUCAACGGAGGUGCUUUUUGUGAAGGAAUGUCAGUGCAGAAAAUUACCUGCACUUCUCUUUGCCCUGUGGAUGGAAACUGGGAGGUGUGGAGUGAGUGGUCUGUAUGCAGCCCAGAAUGCGAGCAUUUGAGAGUUCGGGAAUGUAUCGCACCACCUCCUCGAAAUGGAGGAAAAUACUGCGAGGGCUUGAGUCAAGAGUCUGAGAAUUGCACUGAAGGGCUUUGCAUUCAAGAUAUAGAGAAUGCCAGUGACAUUGCCUUGUACUCCGGCCUGGGAGCAGCAGUCAUCGCUGUGGCUGUGCUGGUGGUCGGCGUUACCCUUUACAGACGGAGUCAGAGUGAGUACGGCGUGGAUGUGAUUGAUUCAUCUGCCCUGACAGGAGGCUUCCAGACAUUUAAUUUUAAAACAGUCAGACAAGGUAACUCCCUGCUUUUGAACUCAUCCAUGCAGCCUGACUUGACAGUGAGCAGAACGUACAGUGGACCGAUCUGCCUGCAGGACCCGAUGGACAAGGAGCUAAUGACGGAGUCUUCGCUGUUUAACCCCCUCUCAGACAUCAAAGUCAAGGUUCACAGUUCAUUCAUGGUUUCCCUAGGGGUGACAGAGAGGGCUGAAUAUCAUGGAAAGGCACAUUCUGGAACUUUUCCUCAUGGAAAUAAUAGAGCUUUUGGUACGAUACAGGCUAGAAACAAGGCUACAUAUAUUCAGAACCUGUCUUCUAUUUCAACACAAAGUGAGCUGAAGACAACUGCCAUUUUUGGACACCUGGGUGGUCGUUUAGUGGUUCCAAACACAGGAGUCAGUCUGCUGAUACCACAUGGAGCAAUUCCUGAAGAGAGUUCAUGGGAAAUUUAUCUUGCCAUCAAUCAAAGGGAGUCCAGCCUACAGCCAGAAGGCACAGAUGUUCUUCUAGGACCAGAAGUAACCUGUGGCCCCUCGGAUGUGUCCGUCAGCACUCCGUUUGCCUUGACUAUCCCACAUUGUGCAGAAGUAAAUUCAGAGCACUGGAGUAUUCACUUGAAAAAAAGGACACAGCAAGGAAAAUGGGAGGAAGUGAUGUCUGUGGAAGAGGAAACUACUUCUUGCUACUGCCUGUUGGAUCCUUAUGCCUGUCACAUUCUCUUAAACAGCUUUGGAACUUAUGCACUUAUUGGAGAACCCAUCUCUGACUGUGCCGUUCGACAGCUGAAAGUAGCGGUUUUUGGCUGCCUGUCUUGCAAUUCUCUGGAUUACAAUUUGAGAGUAUAUUGUAUGGAUAACACACCUUGUUCAUUUCAGGAAGUGGUUUUGGAUGAAAGACUGCAAGGAGGACAGUUACUGGAGGAACCAAAACUUUUGCAUUUCAAAGGGAAUACCUUCAGUCUUCAGAUAUCUGUCCUUGAUAUCCCUCCUUUCCUUUGGAGAAUCAAACCAUUUACUGCAUGUCAGGAAGUCCCGUUCUCCCGUGUGUGGUGCAGCAACCAGAAGCCGCUGCACUGUGCCUUUUCUCUGGAGCGCUACACUCCUGCCACGACGCAGCUGUCCUGCAAGAUCUGCGUCCGACAAGUCAAGGGUCAUGAGCAAAUCCUACAGAUCCAGACAUCCAUUCUAGAGAGUGAAAGAGAAAGCAUCACUUUCUUUGCACAUGAUGACAGCAACUUCCCUGCACAGAUGGGCGCAAAAGCAUUCAAAAUCCCCUACUCCAUCAGGCAAAGAAUCUGCGCAACAUUUGACACACCCAAUGCCAAAGGCAAAGACUGGCAGAUGUUAGCACAAAAAAACAGCAUCAGCAGGAAUCUCUCCUAUUUUGCUACACAAAGCAGUCCAUCUGCUGUCAUUCUGGACCUCUGGGAAGCCCGACAUCAACAUGAUGGAGACCUUGACUCCCUUGCUUGUGCACUGGAAGAAAUAGGAAGGACACACUCCAAAAUCUCAGACAUAACAGAAACUGAGAUUGAGGAGCCUGACUUCAACUACAGCAGACAAAAUGGACUUUAGUCCCUUCUUUUCCAUUCAAGAACCGAUGGCCAGCUUUGACUUUUACACUAGAGAAUCUCUUUGGCAGGGAGGAAAUAAGGGUUUCUGCACACUGUAAGGAAGCAGACGCUCAUUUCCACAAUGCAGUUUUCAGCUGGAGGAGCAGAAGAAGCCCUAUUAAAAAUCAUCUCGGUAAUAAGGAAAACACAAGCGCUCCCUGUGCUACAGUCCUCUCUCAUUUAAGAUUCAUAUAUCAAAUUCAAAAACAAAACUACACAUCUAUCAUUGCCCGGGGCAGGAAGGAGUGAUAUACAGAGCCGUACAAGGUAAAUUAUGACAUAAUGUAUUUAAGGAAACAGUGAUGCUAAAGAAGAAUAUAAUGCCUAGUGAUUACCAGCAAAUAUGAUAGUGAAUAUUUAGAGUCGCUAGAGGUUAAUCCUGGUUUA
Messenger RNA from Cygnus atratus (black swan), 5441 nucleotides. It is a transcript of the gene UNC5D, whose product is annotated as unc-5 netrin receptor D. Lineage: Eukaryota; Metazoa; Chordata; Aves; Anseriformes; Anatidae. Gene Ontology annotation, biological process: netrin-activated signaling pathway. The coding region runs from base 2356 to 5016 and encodes 886 amino acids. Gene Ontology annotation, cellular component: membrane. Gene Ontology annotation, molecular function: protein binding; netrin receptor activity. The record is from RefSeq and is a predicted model, not a curated record. The transcript has 25 exons.